This is a messenger RNA of Hylaeus volcanicus, 4805 nucleotides long. RefSeq lists its product as uncharacterized. The record is from RefSeq and is a predicted model, not a curated record. The transcript is spliced from 12 exons. NCBI's taxonomy places the organism in Eukaryota, Metazoa, Arthropoda, Insecta, Hymenoptera, Colletidae. Bases 1044 to 4604 code for a protein of 1186 amino acids.
CAAAAAGGAUACGGUUCCUGAGAGAAGUAAAAAACAAAAUAAUAAACCACUAUCGUUGCUUGCGGAGAUAAUAUAUGAUGGUUCACAUUCAACAUCGCGGUUAACAGUCCUUUACUUUUUUGUGGAGGGUUUGAAAGAUGCAAUGCGCGCGUCGGUGGCAUGUGACGAAGAUGAAUGUGAAACUAUUCCAACAGUGUUUCAGCUGUUGGGAUUCGUUCGCGCAUCAGACUCUGGUAUUCUCAAUGGAAGUAACAGUUUAAAAAAAAAUAAUAAUUACACUACAUUUUUACCAUUACCAUUUAUAACGUCUCCUUUUAUGUCACCUGAUGACGCAGCCGAUUCACAAACCAAUGUGGUGAAUCACUGGAUAAACAAUUCCAUGAUUCUUUUUGAUUCAUUAGCCCUUAUUGUAGAAAAUGUUAAUUUAUGGAUAAAUGAGGUUCCAGGAUGCACUGAUGAGGAUACAGAAAGCUUUAACAAACGUCUUGAGUCAGCCUCUGUUCCACCAGAUGUUUUUUUAGUACACGAUGCAUUAACCAAUCCCGCAAGUUACUCCAAUGUGCUACAAGAACUUUAUCAAGAUGGGCACGUAACAUUGGCGAGCUUAGAAAUUUUCUGCCUUUUGUUGUCCUAUGCCCCAACAUCUGACGCUAUGCUUUACAUACUAUUCGUAAGGUUGCCUCACCGCCAUGCUAUUCUCUACCAACUGUUAACAACAAAGUGGGAAACUCCGCCUUCUAUAUUAUUCUCAGUGCGAAAAUUACUGUGUGCGUCUUGGAUGCAACUUAUUAGUUUAGAAGCGCACCUUUGCACUAGCUACAUGGCGCAUACACGCGAAAAAGCUCCUGAUUGGUUAGUGAUAAAUUAUCCUGAUUACAUUUUAAAAGCUCGGUUGACUGCACUACAAAAUCAAUGUGUGCAAAUGACGGAAGGACUUUGGGCAUUAGUACAAGCUCCACUUAGUACUGCGGUAAUGCUUGAAAAUCCUUUAAAUUGCUUGAUAUUUUAAAAAAAAAUGUUAUCUUUCGUAGAUUAGAAAUGAUAUGUCAUCUCAAGCGACGUGUUUUUCGCAAGGAAUACCCCCAAUUUUAUCAUGCGUUCUUGUUCAUUUAGCGUCUUCUGAGUCGUUUGCUGUAGCUCAAGACACUAGCGUUUGGAAAUCAUUGAAAAACGAUGCUUUCAGGUUUUGCACUUCUACUUUAGGAUAUAUGAAUCCGUCUAAUACUUGUUCCAAAGACAAUAGUGGAAACAUAAAACGACAUAGUUUUCAGGAGUUCGCAACGUUAAUGCUACAUCCGUACCAAGUGCUACUUAUUUCUAAAUUUUUUUUUAAAAACCACAAGGACGAGGCUAAAUUAAAACCUUUGAAUUAUUGUAUGGAUUUCAAUUAUCGAUCCCUAUCGGUAUUCACUGCGCAACGUUUACUGGCUCGUUUCGCUGAGUUGUUUUCUGUAUCUUUAAAUUUAAUUGUUAUUGACUUGCACAAUUCAAGAGUAUUUUGUGUGGAUGAUACAAUAGAAAAAACUUUUGGUGCUUUAAAUAGUCCACAAGAAAUUUUUACAACAUGUUUAUCCCACUGUCUGGAUUAUCUAGGCUCACUUUCAUUAAAAAAAGAACGAAGUCGUUAUUGUUUAAUGUCUAUAGUUGGUAGCCUUUUUAAUGUGCUACUGACACUAAUAACUUCUUCUCCUUUUUCGGAAAAUGCAUUGGAUGAAUCAAGCUUUCUUACCUUGUACAGCGAAGAUAUAUAUUCAGAAGACAAAUACUUGGAACAAAGUGUUUGUUUAGACCGUGCAUUACUGAAAAGCUUGCUUCAGAAAAUUAUUCAUUUGUGUGUUUUGGGAAAACAUGACCAACAAAAUUUUCAAGCAAAUGAACUUCGUUCACUGACUCAACAUGACAGCGGUUAUUUGGAUAGUGAUGCUCAAAACAACUUUGGUUCUCUUCAAACAACAAAAAAAGAACUUGAUCAAAUUUUGAGACUUAGAUUAUACGUUGCAAUCUUACAAAUUUUUUGGUUAGCCAAAAUAUCGUUUGAACGUGAGACGCCUACAACGUUAUUACUUGGAGUGGACAUUCCUCAGAGUACAAUUGAUUUUUUUUUAAAGCAAUUACAAAAAGACUUGUUAUUUUUGGAAGCAACACCUAUGACUUUGCUUGAAAAAAAAACACCACUCCUAACUAGAUCAUCACAGAACAUGAUUUUAUGUAGUAACGAUGUUAACUUGUUUUCUAAAUUGUUCCCUGGUUUAUGUACAUAUCCAGCGGAAUCUUGUGUCCCUGUGCUUAAAAUUUUUAUUGAGUAUCGAGCUGCACAAACAAUUUCUGAUGUUUUCUCAACUACAAAUUCUUUAUCCGAAUCCAAUUUGUUAACUGAGACACAAAAUGAGUGUAUUGCUGGUCAUAUGCUUUUACCGUCAUCUCAGUGGACAUUAAACUCUACAACCCUACAGGCUAUCCAAUUAUGGAUUUAUCACGUCUUUGAGAAUUUUAAUGGUUUUAAUCGAAAUCACUGUGAUCAGGUUAUGCCUCUCGGCAUCAGAAAAUCCUCUGACUCUUUCUUAGACAACAUCUUUUCCGAAUGUAUCACACGCCAUUCAACGUUAUGCACUUCUACUUCCGUUAUGUGUUUAGCUUUAUCUUUAUUGCAUGUUUUGAUUAAAAAACCAGCCAUAUGUGAAGCUUUAUUAGCUAGUAGUAUCCCUGUAAAUCCUCCUGUCUAUAUGGUAACACAAGCAGCAGUUAAUAAUGUACCCUUAGCUUCAGUGUGUCGAACUGUCCUCUUGGCUGCUCCUUUUUUGCCUCGAUUAAAUGCUCCCUUUUCUUUAAAAGAUUUCGGUUUUCCCACGUUCGCGGCAUCAAAUCAAGAUAUUGGUCGCAUUACGAAAUUACAUGACGUUUUGAAAGAAACAAAUGUUGCCUCAUCCGUCAUUCUUCUCUCACCGUACAUGUUUAUUAUUGAUAAUGUUUUGACAAAAGUAAAACAUUUACAAGUUUGUUUGACAGUUGAAAUGUUAGAUGAGGAUGCACAAAAGACAACAACUACAGUUGAACGAGCUUCGUGGUAUUUUUUCAAGUGGUGGCUUGCACGUGACCAUCAGUUUAGUUCAUGUUUCUCGUGUUAUAAUCAACUUGUUGAAGAUCUUAAAUGCGUAUUGAAAGAAGAUUUUUUUUUUAAAUCCGAAAAACCAUCAACAAUGACAUCUUCAACAUAUUUACUAACUACCGAUACUUCUCAUACCUACUUUGCCAAUGAAUGUCUCUCAACGUUUUUGCAGAACACUAACGCUACGAAACCGCGGACUCAAUUGAAAACUUUAUCAUUUGAGGAGGACUCACAAAUUGCAGCUCCUCAAGCAGACCUGCACAGUCGGUUUGCGUGCGCCGAUCUUUUGCAAAAACGACUUAAAAAUUUGUGUCUUAUUCUUGUACUAACGUCGCAUAGCUGGCUUCAGCUAUUAACAACUGUUUCUGACGCGUUACUAAUGCAAAGCCAAAUAAAACAUGUACCCCUAUCAGCGAAUGACAGAAACAGUCAGGAAUCACGAAUAUUCCGUAUUCCGCACGAUGACGUUUUUCUAACACUGCAAUUUCAAAGCCGCACCAUUCAAUCAGCUGUUUUAAUUACGCAAUUGUCAACAUUUCAAAAUUCACUUCAAAUGACGUCUCUCAAAGGUCCUUUUCACAACGAUGUUUCUCGAACACUUCUCUCUCCUUUUUCCUUUAAAAUGUCCCACCUUGAUAUAAUUCUCCCUUAUAUACAACAACGCCAGCAGUUUCUCGUAACAACUCUUCAAAGUGUAGAACGUGAAUUCCUGAUUGUCAAAUUGCUUUUGCAUCAAGUACCUAUUGAAGAAAACAAAGAUCAACAGAUACAAGAACAAAUUAAACGUUCUUUACUCGAAAGAGCACGUUCUCUUGUUGCUCUUUUAAAUGCUACAAUGUUAGGCUUACUUGUUAGUGUUCCUCUUGAUUGCAAGAAUUUUCAAAAAACCAUCAAGGAUAUUGAUGCUUUUUUAUAUUUACCACGAAGUAAACAUCAAGAACAAUUAGAAGAAAAGUCCAAGUCUUACAUUUUUUUUGAAAAACAUAAUGCGCUUUACCAAAAGCAGGGUUCAACGGUUGCCUUCUAUGUUCGUAUUUUGUCUCUAGCAAGUGGAAUGCUUAUAAAAGGUCUUCAAAUGAUUUUGGAUUUAGAAAAAAUACCCAUUAAAUUAUCAAAUUUACCAUUGAAAAAAACAACAACGACUUCAAACAGAAAUCGUCAAAAUUUUUACUCAGCAAAUCAGAUACCGAAUUCCAUACCGCUAUCUUCUUCAAAUUUAACAAAAGCUUUUAAAAGUGCGUUAGAACGUAUCAUCACAACGACGGAUAUAACACUAGGAAGCCCGAUUCAGUCACAAGCAUUGCAUUUAUGCGGUCGACUAUGCGCAACGAUUUCAAAAUUAGAAGAGUUACCUGGAUUUAACGGUGACGAUAUUACCGUAUUAAGCAGAGCAAAACCCCAUACACCUAUUCCAUUGAAGUUGUUACAGGGAUCUUGUAAAAUAGUCUGUACUCAUUCUCUGACUCUUAAUAAUCUUUUUAUGACGAUUCACGAUUGAAUAAAGUAAUUAAGAAAUGAUUUGCUAACAAUAUUAAAACAUAUAUUUGUGUUCAAAUGUAUCAUCGUAUAGUAAUAAAAAACAUUAAGGAAAUAAAAAGACAAUAGUUUUCUUUUUCUUAUUUAUGUACAUUGCGAACCAUUACUUGAAGCAAAAAUAAUCGAACAUCAAAAUGUCUAAUUUUAAAAUUAAAAAGGAAAA